Messenger RNA from Tetranychus urticae (two-spotted spider mite), 1413 nucleotides. Lineage: Eukaryota; Metazoa; Arthropoda; Arachnida; Trombidiformes; Tetranychidae. The record is from RefSeq and is a predicted model, not a curated record.
AUGACGGUGAAAUGUCUUUUAACAAGGGCCAAAAAAUCACUCCUGUUUUGCGAAAAAUGGAGUAAUUUGAUUGUUGCUCGGAAUAAAAAAGUUAAAUAUUUUAUUGACCGACCAAAUUAUUCGCCUGAUUCUGUUACUCAACAAUCAAAUAAACCAAUUGAUGUAACAUUUUUGAGCAAAUGGUUUCCAAAUUUAAAAAUUUUCGACUUUUCAUACCCAUUUUUUGAAAACGUACCAAAGGAAGAUAUCGCUAAACUAAUCAGAGACACAUUGAAGGAACCGAUUGAAGAAUCAUGGAUAAACAAAUUGUUUCCAUAUUCUGUGCUUGACAAAUUUGUGGAUGAUAAUGAGUAUCUUCAAUCAGAUGAGCCAGAUGAUAUAACAUCUUUGGUAGAAUGGUUUUCAAAUUUAAGGAUUGCCAACCUUUCAUACCCAUCUCAUGUAAAACCAGCAAUCGAAGAUAUUGACAAACUAAUCAGAAACUCAGAAUCUUUGAAAGGAAUAAUCUGUGGUGAUUAUUUGAAUCUCAAAUUGAUGCCGCAAAAAGCUAACCUCGAAAUGCUAUCUACCAGAAUUAUUGAUUCGUACAAAAUUGAAAUCAAUGAAACUGUGAAACAAUUGAACCUUUGGAACUCUACUCUCGAUGAAUUCAAAGAAGUGGCCCAUUGUUUUCCAAAUCUUGAAAGGCUGAAAAUUUCUUGUUCUAAAAAGACAACAGAUUUUUACUCUGAUGGUCCAGUAAUGGCAAAUCUUAAAAUAGUUGAACUGGCUGGAUCUUCUCGUGAUAGGGAUUACCAUGAAUGCUGCAGUUCAUUUUUAUUCAUGGAUUCGUGCCCAGCAUUGCAGAGUGCUCAUAUCAAAAUUGAUUGCAGUCGCAUUGUCAUUAAUUAUUCAGUAAAAAACGCAAACUUACAAGAUUUGGUUAUUCAAAAUUAUAAACCAACCAAUUGGGAGGAACUACCCAUGUUAAUGUCGAAGUAUCCAAAUCUAAAGCAUUUGUCAUUACGAAAAAUGUGGUUAGGAAAGAAACACAUCGAGCAAUUAAUAUUAAUUCUGCCAAAACUUAUUCUACUUGAUAUUCGUCAAUCUCAUAAAGACACUAGAAAAACUAUGGAAAAUGUUCAGGAUUAUUGUAAACAGCAUGGUCGAUCAAUCAAGUUUUAUUUCAAAAAAGACGAUAAACAAAUUAAAUCUGAUUGGCCACAGUCAUUAAAUCGACGAGAAAAAAUUUGUCGUGGAUUCGAUUUCAUGGAACAUUGUUUUUUCAAAAGUUUUGAUAAAUUGCCUCAUUUUUUGGACCCAAUAGAUGAAUAGGAAUGCAAAGCAUAACAUGAUUCGAUCUUUUCUACUUAAUUUUUGUUUCAGCUGUGAGGUUGACGAUAUUGGAAAAUUGUUCAGUCAUUCACAUGGCUA